Diceros bicornis minor is the source of this 434-nucleotide messenger RNA. Its product is annotated as DDRGK domain-containing protein 1-like. NCBI's taxonomy places the organism in Eukaryota, Metazoa, Chordata, Mammalia, Perissodactyla, Rhinocerotidae. The record is from RefSeq and is a predicted model, not a curated record. Bases 39 to 434 code for a protein of 131 amino acids. The transcript has a single exon.
UACGGUACAAUCGAGUUUCCUCAGUAUUGCCUUUGAAAAUGGAUUUCAUAUUCCUCAUAGCAACAGCAGCAGGAGCUAUAACCAUUCUUGCUGCUACUGCUGUUGCAGCACUGAUGGUAGUAAAAAGUCUAAGUGCUUUUAAGGACUGGACAACUAAGGAUGCUGCUGCUAAAAAAGUUGGUAAAAAAGUCUCUUUCAAGAUAGAAACAAAUAAACAGGAAGCAAACGAAGAAUUGGGUGAGGAGGAAGAGGAAACACACAAAGAAUUGGGUGAGAAGGAACAAGAAACACACGAGGAACUGGGCGAGAAGGAACAGGAAACACAGGAGGAGUUGAGCAAGAAGGAAGAGGAAACAUACGAAGAAUUGGGCGAGAAGGAACAGGAAACUCGUGAAGAACUGAACGGGAAGGAACCGGACAGCCAAACUUCGUAA